This is a messenger RNA of Uranotaenia lowii, 723 nucleotides long. RefSeq lists its product as uncharacterized. NCBI's taxonomy places the organism in Eukaryota, Metazoa, Arthropoda, Insecta, Diptera, Culicidae. Bases 13 to 546 code for a protein of 177 amino acids. The record is from RefSeq and is a predicted model, not a curated record. The transcript has 6 exons.
UCAGUUUUCAUAAUGCUGUUACUUGUGUUAUCCUUCGCUUUGCUGCAAUUGACAGUACAGACGGCUGGAACUUGCAUUCCGUUUCCAGUUUAUGUUAAGAAGCUUGCAUCAUGUUGCAAUUUGAUUACUGCCAAUACUGAUGGAAUUCCGGAAAAAUGUUUCGACUUGUAUCCUACAGUUACAGCAGAGCAAUCCACUGCAGAAUUUUUAAAAGGGCUCACGUGUUUUUUCGAGUGUCUCGAUGAAGCAAAACAGGUAACCAAUAACAAGGAAAUUCUUAUGGAUAAUGUGAAAACAAUGGCACAAUCUCUGGCCGUGAACGUUCGGGAUAAAUUUGUUCAAUCUUAUGAAGAUUGCAAGUCGGGUGUGGGUGACUUCACGACCUAUUUCCAAAGUUUACAACCUUCUUGCCAAUCUUUUGCUAUGGAACUGGAGUUUUGUGCAACUGCUGCCUUACAAAAAAGAUGUCCGAACGAAGAUUUUCAAACAGAUGAUAAUGAAUGUCAACAGAUAAAACAAGGCGCCAUGCCUUGUGCUUUUACUUAGAAUCCGUUCAUUUCUAUAACAUCACAACUUUACGUCACCAUUGAACCAGUUGAUACACAUUUAACAGCACAAGAGUAAUCCUUUUCCGUACCUAAUUAUAUGAAACACAAGAAUGAACUAUUGUCUAACAUUUCUAAUUGUUUGAAUUACAUUGAAAAGUUUGUGUGGUAAUCAGUA